CUUGAAACCGCUAUUCACUCACUGGGCUUAUCGCAGUUCGGAUGGGAGCAAGCUUCAGCGAUAGGGGGAGCAUCUGGAGCAGGCGUAAUUCUAACAAUACUGCUGAUUGUUGCUGUCAACCUAUUUUAACGGAGUUUUUCUUCACCUUUCCCACCCGACUCACUGUUGCAGUCGCCGACUUAUAUUCGCGCAACCCCGCUGCUCCCAGGGCCUACCUGUAGCCCACUCAAAACAACCUUGAGGCGAAGCACGACUCUCUUGUUUCCCCUCGGCACCUUUUUUCUUUUUUUCCCUUUCCCCCUACGACCCGUACUUUAUUCCGGACACCCUCCUCAAGCCCUGGUGCACAUAACCUAACCCCAAUCCCAGAGUCGAGUUGGUUAUUAGGGCUUUUGUCUUCGGUCCUCCGCGGAUCCAAAAGUUUGUUCGGCAUUUCACCAACAACAACCACCUGCGAAAAGCACCUCACCCGGCCCUGAUUGCACACCAAGCACAACAUCGUCAAUCCAGCACAUUGUCGGUGGCAUAUACCCCCACCUCCUUCCCAUCCGGCACUCUCUGGCGUCUGCUUCGUUAACCGUCUCCCUUCCCUCGAGAGACACAUCGCUGCAUACCCCGCCGUCCGAUUUUCUCGACGCCGCUAGCGUUGCUUUGACCGAGCCAGGUUAAAAAAAAAAUUCUGUACUCGCAAACUUUAUUCACUUGACAAGCCGACCGGCCUGUUCAUUUGUGACCUGUCUCCUUGGGAACCUUGGAGUAGCUGCCACCGUUAGAGCACCCGGACUGGUCCAUCUUUGACCUCCGUCAAGAGCUUGAGCUUGCCUCUCUUCCUUUCCCUCGUCACCGUCACCGCAAGUCGACAGAAAGAAGGGUCAUUUUACUGGAUAACCGCACAUAUUGUCGGUUGGCCAGUCUUAAUUGACCAAAGUACGGCAGGAGAACAGCUUGCUGUCGCUGCUGUUGCGCAGUCGGGAUCAUUCCGACAUCUCACUUGAUCGAGACAGGCCCACCCCGACCAUCACCAAUCAACAUGUCUUCAGCAGCCUUUUCCUAUGCCCAGGCCGCUCGGGGCCAAGCUCCUACACAGCCUAACAUACAGGUGGCGUCGAGCCCCGCGCCAUCAACAGUUGACUCCAAUGUCAAGGACGAUGUAUCAACUGGCAACUCAUCCGUGACUGCCCCUUCUGUCACCUCCAACAUUGCCCUGGACGCCGAGCAGAGCAUCCAGCCAGAUUCCGAGAAUGGGAAAGCCAAGGUCUCUGCCGACACUGCCUCGCAGACUACCCCAACACCCACGGUUGUGCCGACAGCCGACAUCGAGGAGAAGAAGGAGCAGGGGAGCGCCAACGUCAACUCACAGCAGCAGUCAGAUGCGAGAAGCUCGAGGUCAGCCAGCAGGACAUCCAGGAGGAAUGACAAUGGAGAGAACAAGAAGGGACGCAAGGGCAAGAAGUCGCGGGGUCAGGAUAAGGAGGCCGAGCAGCAAGAGGAGGCUGCCGAGAAGCAGGCCGAGAAGCCUGUGUACACAGAAGCCGCCAUUCCUUCUGUCAAUCCUUGGUUGAAGCGUGCCGAGGGACUCCAGUCCAAGACUCAGACUGCCUCAACGGCUGAUGCUGCCGAAACCAAGACUUCUGAGGCUGCUGAGGCUCAGCCUGUGGUGAACGGUGUCAAUGGAGACAAAGCUGCCCAAAAGAAGCAACCAGAUUCCCGGGCUGCUGAACAGGCCCCCCGCAGAAACGCCCCCCGAGGUGCUCGUGCCAACGACAAGGAGGAGAAGAAUUCGGUGACGUUGCCAUCGGUCGCUGAUGCUUCUGCCUGGCCGGAACCCAAGGCCACUGCUGCUGCCGCCAAGGAGCAGCAACCCACUCGCAAGUCAGUUGAGAAGACUGAGAGCUCAGCAAAGGAGGGCCAAGAUGAGGUGGCUCCCAAGAAGAAGGACUGGAAGAAGCUCGAGAUCAACCACUCUGUCGUUUUUGAGACACAGCUGCCUACUCCUCGCAGCUCGAAGCCCCGCGGUGGAGCUCGCGGUGGUCGUGAAUCUGGUACCAUGCGGGGCAACCUCAAUGGUUCCGCUACGUCACCUACUGCCGCUGGUCCUGCUGCCGAGAAGGCUGUCCCAGCCGGAGGUGCUCCUGGUCCUCGUGCCACCGCUCGGCCCCGUGAGGGCAGUCUGCCAGCUCGCUCCGCUGGGCAGAACCAGACCACCUCACCUACCAAGCGUGGCUCCGUUGAUGCCAGUGCUCAGGACCAGCAGAAGCCUGCUGCUUCCGCUAGUACUGAACAACCCCGUGAGAAGACCCAAUCUUCAUCCAGAAGAUAUACCAAGGACAUCCGCACCGAGAACGGCCAGCUGAGUACUGAGGGUGGAUCAAUCCCAGUUCGUCCUUUUCCCCAGGAACGGGUCAACGGCUUCCACCCCAAGGACGGUGCCCAGGGCAAUGUCAAUGGACACCAUUACCCUGUUCGCGAGAACCGCCCAGAGCGCGGUCGCGGCGGCUAUCGGGGCCGUGGCGGCCACAAUGGUGCUGUCGCUCAUGCCACCGGGUCUGCAGGCUUCCAGGUCAACGGACAUUAUCCCACACAGAACGGGUUCCAUGGCCACUCGCACUCUCGUCAAGCACACUCUGCCCAGAGCCCCCCGCCGUUUAAUGGCCAGUUUCCUCAAACUUUCCCCAACCAGGGCAGGGGCCGCGGCAAAUGGAACGGGGCGAACCAACAUAGCCCUCGUGGCAACCACAUGAGCGCCGGUUAUCCUCCCAAGUCGGCCAAUCCCGUACAUGAUUUCCAGGCCCCAGUCUACCCGCCUGUCAUGUACCCGUAUGGCCCUGAGGCUAUGAUCAAGAACCAGGUAGAGUUCUACUUUUCCCUCGACAACUUGUGCAAAGACUACUUCUUGCGCAAGAUGAUGGAUGGGCAGGGAUUUGUACGCCUUGAGGCCAUUGCCAACUUCCCCCGUGUGCAGCAGCUGACUACAGACCUCAACGUCCUGCGCUACGCUUGCUUGCACCUGGAGAAUGUCGAGUUCGUCGUUGGUGAUGACAAUAUUGAGAGGCUCCGGUCUGGCGACGCCAGAAGGGCUACUUUCAUUCUGCCUGAAGACCAACGUGAGCCUGCUUCCAGGCAUGAUGGGCCUGCCAAUUUCCGGGUCAUGAACAGUCAAAACCCCUAUGCAUCCUUUGGCGCCAUGGCUCCGCCUAUGAUGGGCUACUCUCAGUACCCUGACGGACACAUGUACCAGCCUGAAUUUAUGCCCAGAGCCCACAACGAGUUCGCUGUCAACGGCAAUGGUGCGGUGAACGGUUAUCAUCACUACCCCCAUGAUUCCCAGCUUUCCGCUGGUGUUCCUGCGUUUGCUCCCCCAGAGGAGCCUGUGUCUCUGGAGAGCAUGACCAAGUUCUCAGACUCCCAUGUUGACGAUCUUGUCAUUGUCCUGGGUGCCAAGGAUAGCGAAGAGACUGCUGCUGCUGUCGCGGGUUAUGUUGCCAACGGUAACACCCAGGACGGCUCUGAGCCUACCAUUGUGUGGAUCCAGGAGACUCAACCUGAGAAGCACAAGCGUCAACCAUACCACGAAAUCCGCAAGACUGCUCUCGAACGCCGCCAAGGGGCUCAGGCCGGUGAGGUUCCAGAGGAGAUGCAGAACCUCUACCGCUUCUGGUCAGAGUUUCUCCUUAGCAAUUUCAACGCCAGAGUGUAUGAGGAGUUCAGAAACUUGGCUUUUGAGGAUGCCUCCAGCUCAGUUCCCGCGACUGCCGGGCUCAAGACCCUUCUUGGCUUUUAUGACAAGCUCUUGUUGGACACGUCUGUCCCCAAGCCAUGGCCGAGCCAUCGGGCGUUCCCUCUUGUUCUGACCGAGCACCUUCAGGCGGCCAAGGAUCUUGAUCAGAAGACACAGCCUCACGUUGCCAUCUAG
Podospora bellae-mahoneyi is the source of this 3913-nucleotide messenger RNA. RefSeq lists its product as uncharacterized. The record is from RefSeq and is a predicted model, not a curated record. Gene Ontology annotation, biological process: mRNA stabilization; positive regulation of translation. The coding region runs from base 1031 to 3913 and encodes 960 amino acids. The transcript has 3 exons. Gene Ontology annotation, cellular component: cytoplasmic stress granule; cytosol. Gene Ontology annotation, molecular function: RNA cap binding. Lineage: Eukaryota; Fungi; Ascomycota; Sordariomycetes; Sordariales; Podosporaceae.